CCCUCUGAUUAUGUGUGCCGUCUGAGUCCGGCUUGUCAAAGACCUUUAAAUACUACUUGUAAUUGUUCCACCAUCCGAGUUGAGCUCUGGAGGAAGAUCGUGGCGGUCAGUUGAAAGUUAUUGAUCGGCAUCCGAUUUUCGUACCCGCCACGUACGAGCCAGCGAUCGUAGUCGUUGGUACAUACUUGCGGCAGUUUUCUGUUCUGUUCAGACAGCUAAACCUCUUCCGCUCGCCGAUAUGGAGCUUCGUUGGUCUUUGCGCCUUCGUCAAUGGACGCUGUGGCUCCUCUUUGUUUCCUACACCUACGCGUUCUACAUUCCUGGUUACUCCGUCAAGCGCUAUGGCGACGACGAACAUAUCCCUCUCCUCGUGAAUAAGAUCUUCUCCGACAACACCCAGCUUCAGUAUGCGUACUUUGACCUGCCCUUCAUCUGUCCCCCGAGCGGCCGGUCGCAUGGCGGCUCUCCGUUUGGCUCCGGACAAAGCGUGUCUCUCAAUCUGGGCGAGAUUCUCCGCGGCGACCGUAUCAUGACCUCCGAUUUCGAAAUCCAAAUGGGCAAGAACGUCGAAUGCCAAGCGCUUUGUACACAGGAGGUCGGGCGCAAGGACGUCAAAUGGACCCGUCAGCUCAUCAAGGAAGGAUAUGUGGCCGAAUGGAUCGCGGACAACUUGCCUGGGGCAACGAGCUUUGUGACCGUCGACCGCAGCCGCAAGUACUACGCUACCGGCUUCAAGCUGGGCUUCCAGGACUACUCGCCCAUUGAUGGAAAGGCGCGAUACUAUCUCAACAACCAUUUCACCAUCGUCAUUCGCUGGCGGUCGGUACCCGAGGGCGGCAAGGUGAUCGUUGGGUUCGAGAUCUAUCCGAAGAGCAUCCGCGCUGCUGAUCACUUGGAGGGUGGCUGUCCCCAGCAGGUGCACGAGACCCACGAGGGUUUGGAACUGUACAUCCCCCCGGACACCUCCAAACUCCGCGAAAUGUACCCUGGAUCGUCGUAUAUCCCCGAGGACGAUGGCGACAUGGACGACGGUGCCACCUUGAAGGUUCCCUACACUUACUCGGUCUACUUCAAGGAGGAGAACGGGGUUGACUGGUGGAACCGGUGGGAUCUCUACUUCAGCAACCAGGACGAGGGCUCCACGACUCACUGGCUUGCGAUUCUCAACUCCCUGACCAUCUCUGGAGUACUUGGUGUCGCUGUGUACGUUAUCUGGAGCCGGACCGUUCAAGGCGAUAUCAAGGGCCGGGGCGACGGAGCCAUGGAAGACAAAGUUCGUGGCAAGAGCAAGUCGGAGAGAAAAGGCGACGGGCUUCUUGAGCAAGGCGACGUCGAGCGUGACGCGGACGCUUCGUCUGAUGAUGAAGGCCUGGAGGAUGUGAGCGGAUGGAAGCUUCUUCACGGCGAUGUGUUCCGGGUGCCCGAGUACAGUGGGCUUCUUGCUCCGCUCGUGGGCUCCGGCAUGCAGUUGUUCUUCAUGGUCUCGGGGCUUCUGCUGCUCAGCUCUCUGGGCGUGUUGAAUCCCAGUUUCCGUGGCGGGUUCGUCAGCGUCGGUAUGGGCCUGUUCAUCUUCGCCGGUCUUUUCUCGGGGUACUUUUCUGGAAGGCUGUACAAGACCUUUGGCGGUGUCAAGUGGCGGAAAAACACACUGAUCACCGCGUUGUUCUUCCCUGGACUGGCCUUUUCUCUCAUCUUCAUCCUGAAUUUGUUUGUGUGGUCGCAGGCAUCCAGCACUGCCAUUCCGUUCGGCACGCUCGUUAGCCUUCUUGCCCUCUGGCUGCUGAUCCAAGUUCCCCUGGUCUAUGUCGGCAGCUGGUAUGGCUAUGUGCGCACUGAGGCGUGGGAGCACCCGACCAAGACCACCUCGAUCGCCCGACAGAUCCCCCCACAGCCGUGGUAUCUGCACAGCAUCAGCGGGACGCUCUUGACGGGAGCCGCCCCGUUUGCGGUGCUGUUCAUUGAGCUGCUGUUCGUUUUCAAGAACCUGUGGCAGGACAAGAGCGGCUACUACUACGUGUUCGGCUUCCUGAGCGCUGUGUCGACGAUCCUGAUGGUCACGGUCAGCGAGGUGACCGUGAUCGCGACCUACAGCCAGCUCUGCGCGGAGAACUACCACUGGUGGUGGCAAAGCUUCCUCACCGGGAGCAGCAGUGCGUUCUGGGUGUUCGGCUACUGCAUCUGGUACUACAUUUUCCACCUGCACAUCACGGGCUUCGUGUCGGGCUUGCUGUUCUUCAGCUACAGCUUUCUGGCGUGCGCGGUGUACGGCCUGUUGACGGGGACUGUUGGCUUCCUGACCGCAUACACCUUCAUCCGACGGAUCUACAGUUCCGUCAAAGUCGACUGAGCGUACGCACGACCCGGGCACGGAGUAGAACCUUGACCCCCAGACGCCCUGCUAUCGAAAGUCGAGGCCUCAUCAUGUCAUUUCUUUGAGAGAAACAGUCAUCUGAGCUGAGCAGCUGGCCUGAGGCCUCGCUGCGGGUCGAUAUAUAUAACAUGUCAUUAGCGAAAUCAUAGCCAUCUCUUUGUACAGUCUAGUCUAUUUUAGUCUUGCGUCUUGCCUGCAGUCCGGUUUCUGGGUUCUGGGUUCUGGGUUCUGGUUUUUUGGUCCUGGGUUCAGGGUUUGGGUUCAGACUCGCCAAGGCCGCAAGGGUCAGACAGACCACAUGACCCCCCGCCCAGGACCAAAUAACGGUGGGCGGGCGGGCGCUGAAGUACUUCUAGGACAAUGGUAGAUCCCGCCAAGCCCGGUGGAAUUCAAACCCGG
Messenger RNA from Aspergillus heteromorphus CBS 117.55, 2770 nucleotides. Its product is annotated as transmembrane 9 family protein. NCBI's taxonomy places the organism in Eukaryota, Fungi, Ascomycota, Eurotiomycetes, Eurotiales, Aspergillaceae. Gene Ontology annotation, cellular component: membrane; Golgi apparatus. The transcript has 5 exons. The record is from RefSeq and is a predicted model, not a curated record. Gene Ontology annotation, biological process: vacuolar transport; protein localization to membrane. Bases 239 to 2347 code for a protein of 702 amino acids.